CAAGCUGUUGAAGGACCCCAGGAUGUCCAUGCUCGCUGAGCCCCGGAGGAAACAGAAGUGGUCUGUUGACCCCAGGAACAGCGCCUGGAGCAAAGAUGAAUCCAAAUUUGGCCAGAAGAUGCUGGAGCGAAUGGGUUGGUCCAAGGGCAAGGGCCUGGGCCGGACUGAGCAGGGCUCCACCGACCAUAUCAAAGUAAAAGUUAAAAACAACAGCUAUGGGUUUGGAACCAGUGCCAGCUAUGAGGACAACUGGAUUGCUCACCAAGAUGACUUCAAUGAGCUGCUUGCUCAGCUGAACAACUGCCAUGGUCAAAAUAACAGCAAAGCCCCUCCACGAGAGGAACAGAAAGGCUUCAGCUUGGAAGAGAAAUCCAAGACCUCCAAAAAGAGGGUCCAUUACAUGAAGUUUACCAAAGGGAAGGACCUGUCCUCUCGCAGUAAAAAUGACCUGAAUUGCAUCUUUGGAAAGAGAGGACAAUCUGCCAAAGAACAAGAGCAGGAGAGCAACAGCAGUGAUUCUCAGGGGGAGACGGAGGAGAAGGUGACUAUUGCUACAACCGAACUGGAUACGGAGGCCAUCACCCAGACUGUGACCAGUACGCUCACUAUGCAGGAGUACUUUGCGCAGCGAAUGGCUCAGCUGAAGAAGGCUCGAGGACAGGACCCACGUGCGACAUCCCGGGCAGACGCAGAGACCAGCGAGACGUCCACUCCCUCCGAGGAACCCAUCCGCAGUAGCAACGAUGAUAUGGAUGAGCCCAAGAAGAAGAAGAAAAAGAAGAAGAAGAAGAAGGCUACGAAUGAGUUGCAAGUGGUAGAAGACAAUUGUAGUUCUCCCAUUGUAGUGGAAGACAACGAGAACCAAGAGCAGGAACGUAAAAAGAAGAAGAAAAAGAGGAAAAUGGCAGAAAUAGAAGAAGCAUCAGACGAGAACUGCAGCUCCACCUCUGGUGUGGAGCAGAACUGUGAGGAGCAGCCUCCCUCCAAAAAGAAAAAGCUUAAAAAACACAAAAAGGAAACCGAGCUACUAAAUGGACACGAGCCAUCUGACGAUCAAACUGUAGAAUCGGAGGUUGUUCCAGAGGAGGAGGGUGAUGUUGUAGAGGUGGUAGUGCAGAAGAAAUCUAAAAAAAAGAAGAAAAAGAAGAAGAAACAUCAAGAAUAGGUGGAGUCAGGGGUAAGGAUGAGUCCUUUAGUCUUCAAGCUCAUACUUAAGGAUGUCUUAAGAGCUAAUCAACCUAAAAACCUGUUCAAAGAAAAGAGGUUUGAUAUUUGAUCACGCUGCCCAGUAGAGCCACUAAGAUGUACUGGUGGACACACCAUGGCAGUGACUCAAUUGUCACAAAACAAAGAUAUAUAGCCUAGAAAAAGUUAAAAUAUCCCUUCAAAUUUUCUAACAAGGCUAUUUCUUUAUGCAAUGGCUGAACUAUACAAAUAGAGAUUAACAGAUAUUUAAAUAAACUGUCUACAACUAGGGUGGCACUCGGUUGAACGCAACCUCUGAACAAUCUUAAAGUUAAAGAAAUCCUGGUUCAGCCCUUCAAUCCACGUCACACCAAAAUUGAAUUGGUUCCUCUCAGGCGAAGGUCCAAGAACUCCACCGUGUUUGGUAGAAAUUGACAUAAUCCUAAAGACAAAGGUGAAAACAUAACACUUUGGGGAUUAAUAAUUCCGUGAAACUAAUGAGCUAAAUCUGUGAUGUCGUCUGAAUAAAAUCAAAUUUCCACUAUUAUACCAACGUUUUAAAAACAUCCUUCAGCUCAGUCUGUCGUCUUUACAAUCAUCAUUUUGUAUGUUUACAUCUUUUUUUGCCAACAGCAAUUUUUUAUCAGGUUCUUAAAUCAAGAUCUCUUCAUAUUGUUAAAGCAAAGCAACUAAGUGACAGUUUUUAGCUUUUGUUAAAAACUACAGAAGCACAUUGAAAUGAGUAUGAUGUUAUAUGAACUGGUGCUAUUUGAUGGUGUUUGGGCCUUUUUCUCAUCAGAUUCAUGAACUGUAAGCAGAUCCCCUUUUAAAUAAAUCCAAAGGUUUAUCCAUGA
This is a messenger RNA of Pleuronectes platessa (European plaice), 2039 nucleotides long. It is a transcript of the gene pinx1, whose product is annotated as PIN2 (TERF1) interacting telomerase inhibitor 1. The coding region runs from base 23 to 1165 and encodes 380 amino acids. The transcript is spliced from 7 exons. Gene Ontology annotation, biological process: regulation of ribosome biogenesis. Gene Ontology annotation, cellular component: nucleolus. NCBI's taxonomy places the organism in Eukaryota, Metazoa, Chordata, Actinopteri, Pleuronectiformes, Pleuronectidae. The record is from RefSeq and is a predicted model, not a curated record. Gene Ontology annotation, molecular function: nucleic acid binding; telomerase inhibitor activity.